This is a messenger RNA of Diversispora eburnea, 414 nucleotides long. NCBI's taxonomy places the organism in Eukaryota, Fungi, Glomeromycota, Glomeromycetes, Diversisporales, Diversisporaceae. The record is from the annotation of a GenBank genome assembly.
CUUAUUCAUGUUGAUAAUGUAAAACCAACAAAGACAUUUCAUUAUGCUAGAAGUAGAUACGUCGAAAUUAUCAAACCUGAGGAUUUGAUGCAGAAACAUUGGGAUUACGAGUGUAAUAAACCUAAAUCUCGAAAUGGAUAUGCUCGAAUUAUACAAACUACUUAUCGAAAUUAUAAGCAAAAACCUGAAUCAGAAUCCAGUAGAACCUGGGAAGCAGUCAGAAAUGAUAAUACUUCCAAGAACAAGAAGUUUUUAGGUAUGACUCCUCAAAAAAUAAGAGUUCCUGAAACUUCUUACGUUGGCUAUGGUGGAAGAAUGAUUCAAGCUAAAGAUGUAUUAGCAUAUGCUCGAAAUUUACCUGAAAUGUUCCAUCAUUAUAGUACUAAAAGUUGGGCAGAUGCUAAAAAAUAUUAA